Bufo gargarizans (Asiatic toad) is the source of this 3465-nucleotide messenger RNA. It is a transcript of the gene THRAP3, whose product is annotated as thyroid hormone receptor associated protein 3. Gene Ontology annotation, biological process: positive regulation of transcription by RNA polymerase II. Lineage: Eukaryota; Metazoa; Chordata; Amphibia; Anura; Bufonidae. The coding region runs from base 253 to 2967 and encodes 904 amino acids. Gene Ontology annotation, cellular component: mediator complex. Gene Ontology annotation, molecular function: DNA binding; transcription coregulator activity. The transcript has 12 exons. The record is from RefSeq and is a predicted model, not a curated record.
CGGGACUUUACGGGAAGUGCAGAUUGCAGCCGAGAGCUUGCUUUGGUGUCGCAAACGGCAAUUCCCAGCAUGCUGUGCGCGCUUUGCGUCUUGUGGCCGUGUUAGCGCUCGGCUCUCCACAGAGUCUGCGCCGUGCUAGGAGGAAGCAACGAGCAGUUUGAGACCCCUCUUCUACAUGAGUUAACUGCUCAGAAGUUUCUUUUUCUGACUCGGUUGAAGAUCACACUAAAGGGACUGCUUGGCAUUUGAAACAUGUCCAAAAACAAGUCAAAAUCAAGGUCGGGUUCAUCCCGCUCCGUAUCGCGUUCAAGAUCUCGUUCAUUCUCUAAGUCUAGGUCCCGUUCCAGGUCUCUCUCUCACUCUCGCAAACGGAGGCAUAGUUCACGAUCACGCUCAAGGUCCUACUCACCUGGGUAUAACAGAGAUAGGAACCAUCCACGAGUUUACCAAAAUCGUGACUUUCGUGGUCACAAUAGAGGAUAUCGAAGACCAUACUAUUUCCGGGGGCGUGGUAGAGGUUUCUAUCCACGUGGUCAGCAUAAUCGUGGCGGGUAUAUAAACUACCGCCCCAACUGGCAAAAUUACAACCGCCAACCGUAUAGCCCUCGCAGGGCCCGAUCUCGUUCACGUUCUCCAAAGAGGAGAUCCGUGUCCCCUCGGUCCAGGAGCCAUUCAAGAAAUUCAGACAAGUCCUCAUCUGAUCGUUCUCGGAGAUCUUCAUCUUCUAGGUCGUCCUCCAAUCACAGCAGAGUGGAAACUAGACGUAAAUCAAAAAAGGAUAAGAAGAGUCACUCAAAGGAUCAAAGAUCCUCUGCUCAGGUAACAGAUGACGAAUCAAAGGAGCAGUCAACAUCUGGCGGAGCAGAUCCUGGUAGCAAAGAGGGAAGUAAAUCCUGGCAGGACAUUGAAGCUUAUGAUGAAAGCCCUGCAACUCAACACAGUCCUUCAGAACGUGCACCCACACUUAAAAGCUCUGUACAGUCUGUGGUGGUUCGACGCUGUUCUCCUAGACCAAGUCCUGGGCAGAAGCCUAGUCCACCUUCACCAACUGGUUUACAGAGUAGCAGUUCCUUCAGGGCAUCUUCUCGUCAAAGCCCAUUUGAGCAUAGCUUGAGUCCACCAAGGAAGAGUCCUUUGACAAAGAGCCCUCCCUCAAUGAGUUCGCUUUACGGCAGUAGCCAGAAGGAAGAGGGCAGAUCUGGAGAGAUGACUGCACCAGUGGGAACUGGAUAUAAAAGAUUCAUGGAGGAACAGAAAAAUAAGGCAUUGGAGCUGGAGAAAGAGAAUGGAAAGGAAAAGCUGAAGGAUCGUAGCAGCCCUACCGAUUUUGCGAUGAGUGAGCUUGAGAGGGCUUAUAAAAAGAGCAUGUCCCCUAAACGCUAUAAAAUGCGCGAGGAGCUGGAGAAAUUGAAAUUGGCUGAAUUGCGAUAUGCAAAAGAGGAGGCAGAACAUGAGAAAAAGAGCCGAGCAAGGAAAGACUCUGAUAGUGAUUCCAAGAGUCAAGAUCCAUAUGAUCCAGCCAAAUGGGAAGAGUUGUCUUUCAUUCCAAGCACUAAGGAAAAACGCAAAAAGUCAGAGGAUCUGGAGGAUGAGCUGUAUGCAGAAAAAUCCAAGAAAGAGGAAAAGGCCUCAAAGUUUGCUCAUAAAGGGUUUCUCCCUGAAAAAAAUUUUAAGGUUACAAGUUUCAAGGCAUCAAAAGAAAGGAGUGAAUCUCCUCCACCAAGGAAAUCCUCAGAAAGCAGGGAGAAACAGUUAUCCAAGGAAGACCUGUCUCUUUCUAAAUCAAAUUUCUCUGUUAGCAGAGAAACGGGUCCUAGUGUCCGCUUAGAUUCGUUUGAUGAGGAUCUUGCACGUCCGAGCGGAGUAAUGACUCAUGAGCGAAAACUGUCUCGAGACCUUGUUCACAGCAACAAGAAAGAUCAGGAGUUCAAGUCAAUAUUCCAGCACAUCCAUUCUGCGCAAUCUCAACGCAGCCCAUCCGAGUUGUUUGCCCAACACAUUGUGACCAUUGUGCAUCAUGUUAAAGAGCACCAUUUUGGUCCCUCAACAAUGACCCUGAGUGAGCGUUUCUCCUCUUAUUCAAAGAAAGUAAAAGAACAGGAACCGUCAAAAAGCCGAAAGAGUCCAGAAAUUCACAGGAGAAUUGACAUUUCUCCUAGUGCUUUUAGAAAACAUGGGAUUUUGCAGGAGGAAGGCAAACAAACAAAAGAAGGAAGCCACAAGGGAGAGGGAAAAUACAAAGAGGAGCCCUCAGAUCUGCGGCAGGACAUUGAACGCCGCAAAAAACAUAAGGACAAGCGUGACCAUUCCCGUGACUCUGGGGAUUCCAGAGAUUCAAGCCGAUCCAGGGAGAGGUCAUCUGAGAAACCAGAGAAGCCCAAGAAGUCAUCCAAAAAACACAAGAAACAUAGGAAAGUGCGUGAGCGUUCCCGCUCUUCCUCCUCCUCUUCACAUUCCUCCCAUUCUGUGCGGGCAGCGGGUACUGAUGAAUUCCCUACUGAGAAUGAAGACAAGGAUGAAAAUUCCUCAAACUUUGAAAAGGCACGUUUAGGAAACAAGGAAUACCAAGGAACUAGUGACCGAGGACGAGCUCGAGGAACCUUUCAAUACAGAGCAAGAGGUACACGGCCAUGGAACAGCAGGGGGUCCUAUUCAGGAAACAACAAUAACAACAACAAUGACUUUCAGAAACGCAACCGGGAUGAAGAAUGGGAUCCAGAAUACACCCCUAAAAGCAAGAAGUAUUACUUGCACGACGACCGGGAAGGGGAAAACGAGGAAAAAUGGGUGAAUCGCGGGAGAGGCCGCGCCAAUUUCACUCGUGGAAGGGGGAGGUUCUUGUUUCGAAAACCGGGCGCCAGCCCAAAGUGGUCUCACGACAAGUUCAGCGGGGAGGAGGGAGAAAUUGAGGAAGACGAGAGUGGAGCAGAAAAUAAAGAUGAGAAAGGCAGCUUAUCACUGGAUUAGACUGAUUUAAGUUGCUAAUUAAGGGGAGACACUUUCCUAUCAUUCUGUGAUGCGGUUUGUCCUGAUAUGAAGACACCCUUUCCACGGACAGCUUUUCUUUAUUAAAAGAUCUUUGAUUUUAUAUUUCAGCUUCUAUAAUUAUUCCUUUUUUCCCUUAAAUCCAUUUGUAAACGUGUAGGGACUACCAUCUUCUUGGGUAUUGAUAUACUGCUGCCAUCCACCAUACUUGUGUAUUUGAUAUGAUCCUACAAUAUGAACUUGUCUUUGUACGUGACUUUAAUCAGCCAUCCCUAAGCAUUUUUUUUUAUUUUUCUCUUCCAGAAUGGUUUGGGGUUUUUUUCUUCGUUUUUUUUUUUUAAUUAUCUGUACCUGUUUUAGGAUUUCCAUAGUAAUACCAGAUACUAAAGCUGUGGUAUUCUUUUUAGAAAUACUUUCAAAGUUUUUUUCCUUGGGUAGGAAAAGGGCAUGCUGAAUAAAUGAUAAAUGGGUACACAAAAA